This is a messenger RNA of Polyodon spathula (Mississippi paddlefish), 1157 nucleotides long. Its product is annotated as homeobox protein Dlx4b-like. Lineage: Eukaryota; Metazoa; Chordata; Actinopteri; Acipenseriformes; Polyodontidae. The record is from RefSeq and is a predicted model, not a curated record. The transcript is spliced from 3 exons. The coding region runs from base 3 to 977 and encodes 324 amino acids. Gene Ontology annotation, molecular function: RNA polymerase II cis-regulatory region sequence-specific DNA binding; DNA-binding transcription factor activity, RNA polymerase II-specific. Gene Ontology annotation, biological process: negative regulation of transcription by RNA polymerase II; cell differentiation; embryo development.
GUAUGAAGCGUUCAAGGAAAUUCUGGAGUUUUUCCUUGAUUUGUGAGGGAAUUCUCGUUAACGCUAAGUGGGGAAUCGAGACUACUCGAAAUAUACGUAAAGGUACCAGGUUCGUUUACAUUGCUAAUGGAUCUGGUGCAGGUUUACUCUCGUUAGCGUUUGCAUGCAACUUUUACAAGGUUUCCGUUUUUAUAUGGACUGCUUGCUCAAUGAUGAUUAUGAGUUCUAUGGCUGAUAGCUUGAUCGCCUCUGACCCGUCCAAAUCGGCCUUUUUGGAGUUCGGACACGGACUCUCAUCCCACCAGCAGCAUUCCCCGGGGCUGUCUCACAACCACUACCCCGUGCAUGGCUUGCACUCGAGCGGGCACACGCAGCACGAAGGUUCCUUCCCUCCUAGCGCUUCUUCUUACAGUCGCUCGCUGGCGUACCCCUACCCUGGCGCGGUGAACAGUCACCACCCGAGCGCUUACCUCUCCUACCAGCACAACAGCCAUAGCAGCACUUUAGCACACACGAGGAUAGACGACCCAGAUCUCGAGAAGUCGACGGUGAUCGAGAAUGGAGAGAUCAGACUUAAUGGCAAAGGAAAGAAGAUCCGUAAACCUCGAACGAUCUAUUCCAGUUUACAACUCCAGGCUUUGAAUCAAAGAUUUCAGCAAACCCAGUACCUGGCAUUGCCAGAGAGGGCCGAUCUGGCAGCUAAACUGGGACUUACCCAGACCCAGGUUAAGAUUUGGUUCCAAAACAAACGUUCCAAGUACAAGAAGAUCAUGAAGCACGGCCCAAGCGGACCAGAAGGAGAGCAUCUCCACACCACCUCAUCCAUCUCGCCGUGCUCCCCCAAUAUUCCCCAUCUCUGGGACGUCUCAUUGGCCAACAAAGGCGCGCCAAUGCCGGCCAGUAGCUACAUGAACAAUUUUGGACACUGGUACCCAACGCACCAUCAGGACAAUAUGCCAAGGGCUCAAAUGAUGUGAUGUAGACCAUAUCUUUCAAAAAUACCUACAAAAUAGAAAAAAAGAAGAAGAAAAAAAGCCCAACAGUCUCCAAACUUCACGAGGCCUUACGGGACACUACGUGUUAUGUUUUGCUUACCUUUAAAAUAUAUAUUUUAAUCUUGUUUUAUGUUAUUUUUAAGAAUGAAGUGGCCUUGCAAA